UGAGGCUACUGCCAUGGGGCCGAGCGCGUGUGUGGCGCGGCUGCUCACGCCACUAAUGUGGCGCAGGGCGGUUUCUUCGGUGGCGGGGUGCGCGGUUGGAGCUGAGCCCGGGCUUCAGCUGCUGGCCAUGCAGCGGCUUCCCGUAGGAGCAGCGUUCUGCCGGGCUUGCCAGACCCCAAACUUUGUCCGCGGCCUGCACAGCGAGCCUGGCCUGGAGGAGCGGGCGGAGAGGACGGUCGACGAGGGACGACCAGAAUCGGACGCGGCAGAUCAUACUGGUCCCAAGUUUGACAUCGAUACAAUGGUUUCACUUCUGAGGCAAGAAAAUGCGAGAGACAUUUGUGUGAUCCAGGUUCCUCCAGAAAUGAGAUACACAGAUUACUUUGUGAUUGGUAGUGGAACUUCUACCCGACACUUACAUGCCAUGGCCUUCUACAUUGUGAAAAUGUACAAACACCUGAAAUGUAAACAUGACCCUCAUGUUAAGAUUGAAGGGAAGGACACUGAUGACUGGAUGUGCGUGGAUUUUGGCAGCAUGGUGAUUCAUUUGAUGCUUCCAGAAACCAGAGAAAUCUAUGAAUUAGAGAAAUUAUGGACCCUACGUUCUUAUGAUGACCAGUUAGCUCAGAUAGCACCUGAGACAGUACCUGAAGACUUCAUUCUUGGAAUAGAAGAAGAUGAUACUUCAUCUGUGACUCCAGUGGAGUUCAAAUGUGAAUAAAAUAUUUUAUGCACUG
Macaca mulatta (Rhesus monkey) is the source of this 737-nucleotide messenger RNA. RefSeq names its product mitochondrial assembly of ribosomal large subunit 1 (gene MALSU1). Gene Ontology annotation, cellular component: mitochondrion. NCBI's taxonomy places the organism in Eukaryota, Metazoa, Chordata, Mammalia, Primates, Cercopithecidae. Gene Ontology annotation, biological process: negative regulation of ribosome biogenesis; negative regulation of translation. The record is from RefSeq and is marked provisional. Gene Ontology annotation, molecular function: ribosomal large subunit binding.